Messenger RNA from Trichoderma reesei QM6a, 1504 nucleotides. RefSeq lists its product as uncharacterized. Gene Ontology annotation, cellular component: vacuole; membrane. Gene Ontology annotation, biological process: regulation of intracellular pH. The transcript is spliced from 2 exons. The record is from RefSeq and is a predicted model, not a curated record. The coding region runs from base 10 to 1359 and encodes 449 amino acids. NCBI's taxonomy places the organism in Eukaryota, Fungi, Ascomycota, Sordariomycetes, Hypocreales, Hypocreaceae.
CUCCUCCCCAUGCCCGGCUCUCCCUCGUCGUCCUGGGCUGUCUACAGCGCCAGGAUCAACAGCUUGGUCAAGCAUCCCAACAUGAGGGUCGUCGUCGCCUUCUGGCUGCUCGGCCUCAUCAACAAUGUCCUCUACGUCAUCAUCCUGUCCGCCGCCCAAGACCUUGUCGGCUCGCUCCCGAAGGGCGUCGUCCUCCUCGCCGAUGUCGUGCCGUCCUUCUUCACCAAGCUCAUUGCGCCGUACUUUAUCCAUCGCAUACCGUACCCGAUUCGAGUCCUCAUAUUCAUUGCGCUAUCCGCGGGCGGCAUGCUGAUGAUUGCUCUUACACCGCCCUCCCGGUCGGUGCCGGUCAAGAUGGUCGGGGUGAUCCUGGCCAGUCUGAGCAGCGGCGGCGGCGAGCUCAGCUUUCUGGGACUGUCCCAUUACUACGGGCAUGUGAGCUUGGCCGGCUGGGGGUCUGGCACCGGCGCCGCGGGUUUGGUCGGGGCCGGGCUGUAUGUCAUGUUGACGGACUGGUGGGGAUUCACCGUGCAGCAGAGCCUGCUCUUCUCAGCCUGUCUGCCCGCCAUCAUGUUCAUCAGCUUCUUCUUCAUUCUCCCCUUGGGGCCGUUGCGCCAAGGCAAAGAAUACGACGCUGUCCCUGGGAGGGACGAAGAUGAUGACGUCGAUGCAGAACGCACGGAGCAGGACCUGGCGGAGAGCACUUCUGCCCUGCUGGCACCAGAGCCAUCCGUUCUGUCGGCAAACACUGCGUAUGCAAUGACCCGGGGCAACACGCGCACGUUCAAGAACCAUCUGCGGAGAGCCAGGGCGCUCUUCAUCCCGUACAUGGCGCCCCUGCUGCUGGUGUAUGUGGCCGAGUACACCAUCAACCAAGGCGUGUCUCCCACGCUCCUCUUCCCCCUCGACUCCUCGCCGUUCACCGAGUAUCGUGAAUUCUACCCCUUCUACGGCUUUCUCUACCAGAUCGGCGUCUUCAUCUCGCGAUCCUCUACGGCCUUUAUCCGUAUCCACCACCUAUACCUCCCGUCUCUGCUCCAAGUCGGCAACCUGCUUCUGCUGACGCUGCAUGCCAUGUUCUUCUUCAUCCCGUCCGUCUACAUUGUGUUCAUCAUCAUCUUCUGGGAGGGCCUCCUCGGCGGCGCCGUCUACGUGACGUGCUUUGCCGAAAUCAUGGAAAACGUGCCGGCCGAGGAGCGCGAAUUCAGCCUGAGCGCCACGACGGUGAGUGACAGCGGGGGCAUCUGCAUUGCGGGCUUGAUUAGCAUUGUGAUGGAGACGAGUCUGUGUGAUUAUCAGGUUGCCCAUGGACGCGACUGGUGCCGGAAGGUCAGCGUCUCGCGGGGAGGAAGAUUAUAGAGAGUUUUUGCGGUUAUGGUCAGCAUCAAAUGGAGUAGCGUGAAUGGUUUAGUGGUAAAAUUCUCCGUUGCCAUCCGCAACGUCGGGGAGCCCUGGGUUCGAUUCCCAGUUCACGCAGCGUUUCUUUUUUCGCUUUUUGCAUUUU